Molecule: messenger RNA, 624 nt
Organism: Purpureocillium takamizusanense
Lineage: Eukaryota; Fungi; Ascomycota; Sordariomycetes; Hypocreales; Ophiocordycipitaceae
Exons: 1
Coding region: 1-624 (207 amino acids)
Source: RefSeq, a predicted model, not a curated record
AUGUCUUCCAAAACGAAUACCGCGGAUGCUCACCCGCCAGCUAAGACGGCGCUCCUCCUCCUGGAUUACCAGAACUACAUCGUCAACAUGAUCAACCCUCCCGAAGUCCAGUCCAAGGUCGUCGACUCAGUCGCCGCCCUGCUCAAGGCCGCUCGCGAGGCCUCAGCGCCCAUUUUUCACUGUCACAUUGACUUCGAAACUGAGCCCGUGCCGACCAGCAAGCUCACCGAUCGCUGGGAGUCCGCUCUGAAGCCUAUGCUUGCCAGCAGCCCUGAGCAAGGCCAAGAGUGGCCGACGCUGACUCCGCCAUCCACGGCGGCUGCGAAUGAGCACACUGUCACGAAGAGGCCGGGUUGCGUGUCUGCCAUGAAGUCCAAGGACAUUCUGUCCCUGCUUCGCGACAAGUAUGAGGUGGAGAGCAUCGUCAUGUGCGGCCUCAUAACCAGCGGCGCGCUGGUAAGCACGGCUAGAGAAGCGGCGGACCUUGGGUUCGUAACGACGGUCGUGGAGGACGGGUGCUGGGACUACAACUCUGAUGCCCAUAGGGUCGUCAUCGACAGUGUCGUGCCCAUGACUGCGUGGGUCGCCAGCCUGGAAGAGGCGUUGAAGAUAUACAAGAUUUAG